This is a messenger RNA of Penicillium robsamsonii, 750 nucleotides long. RefSeq lists its product as uncharacterized. The coding region runs from base 1 to 750 and encodes 249 amino acids. The record is from RefSeq and is a predicted model, not a curated record. The transcript is spliced from 3 exons. Lineage: Eukaryota; Fungi; Ascomycota; Eurotiomycetes; Eurotiales; Aspergillaceae.
AUGUCCAGCUCCAAGCUGUCGUGUCUUAUCAAUCUUGCGAUCAACGCAACAUCCGCAGCUACGGCUACAGCACCCUCCCCUCCUCACGCAAUCCUCGACCAAAACUCGGAAGCCAAUAAGGGAAAAUCUUGGAAAUGGUGCGAGGUUCGACCGGGUCAAAUCGUCGGUCAUGUUCCCAUUCCCACAAGCAUGACAUACGUCGAGCCUCUCGCGCUCUACUUGAUGCUAUACCGUUAUUUGAAUGGUCCCGGUGCCACCGUCGUAUUUCCAGGACCAUACAAAAACUACAUCCACACGUAUACGUCAUCUUCGCAGGAUAUCAUCGCCCGUUCGGAGCUCUACCUGUCUGUCGAGAGACCCAACCAGACGCACAGAGAGGCAUUUAACACGGCUGGCAACGCCAUCCCCGAGUAUUGGGUGGUCGUAUGGCGCAAGAUGUGCGAAUACUUUGGUCUGAAUGUCGAAGGCGCAAGUCCCGAGGACAAGGGAUGGAAGGACAUCGACAAGUGGUGGUUCGCACACCAGGACGAUUACAAGAGGAUGUGCGAAGACUAUGGCCUGCACCCUCGCGAGAUUUCCGAGGCGACUUGGAUUUUCCUUUCAGCAGGCUUCAGCUUUCUGGAUCGCAAUCGCGAGCUGAGCUUGGAUAAGAUCCGGAGUGUUGGUUUUACGGAGUACCCGAUUGCGUAUGGGUAUUUCCAGGUGUUUGAUCACCUGGCUCAGGAGAACAUUAUUCCCAAGGAGGCUUGA